This is a messenger RNA of Pieris macdunnoughi, 693 nucleotides long. NCBI's taxonomy places the organism in Eukaryota, Metazoa, Arthropoda, Insecta, Lepidoptera, Pieridae. The record is from the annotation of a GenBank genome assembly.
AUGAGUGCUAGUGAAACAACAAAAGAAAUGACGUUCGCGGAGAAGCAAGCAGAACGAUUAAAGAGACUUCGCUCUUUACACACUGCAAGAAAUGAAGCACGGUCGCAUAAUCACCAAGAAGUUGUAGCUGAGGAGGCUAGAAACAAGUUACCAGCUAAUUACGACGCCAAACGACGACAAGCUGAAUGGAUCAUGGAAGAUCAAAAGAAACGUGAGGAAUCAGCUAAAGAGGGUAAAGACUAUGACAGAGUUAAAUUACUGAAUAUAUCUGCAGUAGAAGCAGAGAGGUUGGAACGCAAAAAGAAGAAAAAGAACCCUGAUCAAGGCUUUUCUACUUAUGAACAGGCAACAGUAAGACAGUAUAACAGACUUGUCAAAAAUAUGCCAACUGCAGAUAUGGAACUUUAUGAACAACAGAAACAAAAAUAUGGUGAUGCUUUCUAUGGAGGUCCAAAUGUUAUUAUUCAUGGAAUGCAUAAAGAUAGAAGAGAAGCAGUUGAUAAAAUGGUAGAUGAUUUGGAAGGGCAAAUUGCAAAGAGAGCUAAAUAUUCCAGGAGACGGACUCAUAAUGAUGAUGCAGAUAUUGACUACAUCAAUGAAAGAAAUGCCAAGUUUAAUAAGAAAUUGGAGAGAUUUUAUGGAGAGCACACUGCAGAAAUCAAACAAAACUUGGAAAGAGGCACAGCUAUUUAA